This is a messenger RNA of Fusarium coffeatum, 1905 nucleotides long. RefSeq lists its product as uncharacterized. The record is from RefSeq and is a predicted model, not a curated record. Lineage: Eukaryota; Fungi; Ascomycota; Sordariomycetes; Hypocreales; Nectriaceae. Bases 1 to 1905 code for a protein of 634 amino acids. The transcript has a single exon.
AUGGAGCCUCAACCACCGUCACCAAUCCCUCAGCCCAUCGCGCGAACUGGGCCAGAUGUCGUUCCCGACACCGAAAUGGCCCAAAGAACCUUUACGCUCAUCCCAAAAUUCCCGGGCCGGGAUGAGUCACCAGACAAGCCGCCUCCACGGCCUAUGACGUCGAAACAGGUCCGGAACGCAUACAAAGCCGCAAACAAGGGGCCAAAACUCACGAGAGCGGAGCAAUGGAAAUUGGAAAAAGCAGAACAAGAACGGAUAAAGAAGGAGUUUGAGCGUGAAAAGGCAGCGGCCAAGGCUAAGGUUGCGCGGGAUAAGAAGAAGGAGAAGGAAUUGGCGGAGAAGAAAGAGAAGCAAAAGAAGAGAUUGCCACUUGUCAACGUUCGACCGAGUCAAGAGACGAUUUCUUGGUUCGUGAGAGGGAAUGGGUCUGCGAAAAAGAGGGAUGCGCAAGGAGAAGAAGUCGAGAAAACCGAUGCGACGACCAACAAGGAUAACGACAGAAUGGACGAACCCACAAGCGCAAACGAUCAUGAAAUGGAACAACCUGCUACGAAGCUACGGAAAUUAGAUGUUAUACAAGAAGAUGAGGACGAGGAAGAAUUCGAUUUUGGAGAUGUUGGAAUGGAAACGAGGCCCCAAAUUCAACCACCGACUUCCCCAGAAUCACCGAGAAUCGAGGCGGCAGCACAAGAAGGACCCAAAGAAGAUAAUUUGGAAGGAAUUACGAAGGAAAUCGCAGCAGUUGUUGAGCCUCAACCACCACCACAAAAACACUUGAUACCAGAAAUCGAACUGGAAGGGAUGGAGGACGAAUUGGACGAGGAUUUCGAAGAGGACCUUGCGCUCGGUAUAUUGGAAGACAUCGAGGCAGCUAUGGAAACGCCAAAACCCAAUACAAGCCAUGCUCCUGAAAUAGCCCCCGAGCUUUCAUCCAAAUCAGACUCUGCAGUACCGGCACCGCCAGUUGAUAACAUCAAAACGCCGGCGCCAAAUCGGUACGCAGAGGAUCUAGGCCUACAUCGCCCGGCUUCACCAACGUUUGUCAAGCCACCUCUCCCAAAAGAUUAUCCACGGCACGAAGAAGCACGAUCUUCUUCCCCACCGCAUCAGGAACCACCCAUGAGCACGCAGACCAUCCUGUACAACUUGGACGACUUCUUCCCCUCUUCCUCCCAGCAAGCACGCGAGCUUGAGGAAGAUCUAGACGAUGAUGACUUGGUGUCGUCUGCAGUCUUAAACCUUGCACCAAUUGCAGAAGAUGAGGAGGAAGAAUUUGAGGAUGCGGGACUUGAAACGUCUCCUGAACAACCACGGCUACCAGUACUCGAUCCUGCCCCUGAUACACCUCCACCGCCACCUAGACGCUUCUUUACAUCGUCUGGCUCGCAUGAACGAAUGUGUCUCGCCCUUCAGAGAAGUCGGCGCACAGCAGCGCUAGAACAGAUUCAACAACGUGAAAGAUCGAGGAUACAAGCUGGUAUGGUUCAGCGUGCUCGAACCGAGAGUCGCAAAGUCGUCAAACCGCCUGAAGCUACCGGAACACCACCCGUGAUUUCCAAACCUCCCCCACAAUCUGGACUACACAGUCGACCUCCACAACCUGCGAUUCGGAAAUCACGUUUGUUACACGAGAAACUUCACACUAACACACCCCCUCCACCAAAGCGUAUAGAAAUGCCAAAACAACCUCAGCAGCCACCUGCUGAAACAACACUUACAUCACACAACAAUAUGCACGCCCCAAAGCAUGCAGAACCACCAAAGCAAACACCACCAGCACCUCCACCACAGGAAAACAAAGAGAAUGAGAAGCCCCCACCGCUGGAGUCUUUUGCGCUUAGUGCUUCGCAAGAGUCAUACGGCGGAGAUUGGGUAGACGAUAUUGCACUAGAACUCAUGAUUUGA